Molecule: messenger RNA, 1909 nt
Organism: Lolium rigidum
Lineage: Eukaryota; Viridiplantae; Streptophyta; Magnoliopsida; Poales; Poaceae
Product: cytochrome P450 93G1-like
Exons: 2
Coding region: 4-1647 (547 amino acids)
Cellular component (GO): membrane
Molecular function (GO): heme binding; oxidoreductase activity, acting on paired donors, with incorporation or reduction of molecular oxygen, NAD(P)H as one donor, and incorporation of one atom of oxygen; iron ion binding
Source: RefSeq, a predicted model, not a curated record
GGAAUGGCGUCGUCCAGAAUGGAGCAGCUUCUGCUUCAGCAGGACCCAGCAAUGGCCUCCCUCCUCGCGGUCGCGCUGGCCACCGUUAUCCUCCUCCUCGUCGCCGCCGUGAGCAGAGGCAGCGGCCGCCGGAAGCGGCUCCCGCCGAGCCCGUGGAGCCUGCCGGUGAUCGGGCACCUCCACCUGGUGCGCCCGCCGGUGCACCGCACCUUCCGCGACCUGGCGGCGCGGCUGGGCCCGCUCAUGCACGUCCGGCUCGGCUCCACCCACUGCGUCGUGGCCAGCUCCGCCGCCGUCGCCAGCGAGCUCAUCCGGAGCCACGAGGGCAAGAUCUCGGAGCGGCCGCUCACGGCCGUGGCCCGGCAGUUCGCGUACGGCUCCGACGGCUUCGCCUUCGCGCCCUACAGCCCGCACUGGCGCUUCAUGAAGCGGCUCUGCAUGUCCGAGCUCCUCGGGCCCCGCACCGUCGACCAGCUCCGCCCCAUCCGCCGCGCCGGCCUCGUGUCCAUGCUACAGAGCGUUCUGCUGGCUUCGUCGUCGUCUUCGUCGUCGGUGGUGGACCUCACCAGCGCGCUCAUCCGGCUGUCCAACACGUCCAUCAUCAGGAUGAUGGCCAGCACGGUGCCCGCCAGCAUCACGGACGAGGCGCAGGUGCUGGUGAAGGCGGUGGCGGAGCUGGUGGGCGCGUUCAACGUCGAGGACUACAUCGCCGUGUGCCGGGGGUGGGACCUCCAGGGCCUCGGCCGCCGGGCCGCCGACGUGCACCGCCGCUUCGACGCGCUCAUGGAGGACAUGAUCAGGCACAAGGAGGAGGCCCGCGAGGCCAGGAGGAUGCGGGAGGACCCGGCCGCGGAGAACAACAAGAAGGCGGCGUCCACGCCGGUCACCGGCAAGGACUUGCUCGACAUCCUGCUGGACAAGAUGGAGGACGACAUGGCCGCGGAGGUCACGCUCACCAGGGAGAAGAUCAAAGCCUUCUUCAUCGACGUGGUGACGGCCGGCUCCGACACGUCGGCGGCGAUGGUCGAGUGGAUGGUCGCGGAGCUGAUGAACCACCCGGAGUGCCUCCGCAAGGUCCGCGCCGAGAUCGACGCCGUCGUCGGCCGCGACAGGAUCGCCGGCGAGGGCGACGUGGCGAGCCUCCCGUACCUGAUGGCGGCGUACAAGGAGACGCUGCGUCUGCGCCCGGCGGCGCCGAUCGCGCACCGGCAGUCGACAGAGGAGAUGGAGCUGGUUGCCGGCGGCGGAAGCUUCACGGUGCCGGCCGGGACGGCGGUGUUCAUCAACUUGUGGGCCAUCGGCCGCGACCCGGCCUACUGGGAAUCUCCGGAGGAGUUCCGGCCGGAGCGGUUCAUGGCCGGCGGCGGCAACGAAGGGAUGGACCCGCGCGGGCAGAACUUCCAGUACCUGCCGUUCGGGAGCGGGCGGCGCGGGUGCCCCGGCAUGGGGCUCGCGCUGCAGUCCGUGCCCGGCGUGGUGGCCGCGCUCAUCCAGUGCUUCGACUGGACCGUCGUCCCCGGCGACGGCGAGGCGAAGCAGCCGGCCGUGAUAGACAUGGAGGAGGCCGACGGGCUGGUGUGCGCGCGCAAGCACCCGCUGCUGCUCCACGCCUCGCCGCGGCUCAGCCCCUUCCCGGCCGUCGUCUAAACCACCACCGUCCACCGGACCGGCCACCCGUACGUACGUGCCCGAACGAACGUCUACGAGAGCUACGACGAUUCACGUCGGCUGUAGCGUUGCUGUCGUCCGUGGGCUGUUGGUUACUAUGCUACACUCACUUUUUUGUGCCGUCCCGCAUAUGUCAAAACUGGUCUAUUGUAUAUUUCGUUUUCAUAUUUUGGUGAACAUGUCUCACGGACACAGGGUGUGACAAAUAAUCUAAUUGCAAAUGAAAGUGUGGCAAAUGGUC